Arabidopsis thaliana (thale cress) is the source of this 3934-nucleotide messenger RNA. It is a transcript of the gene ML4, whose product is annotated as MEI2-like 4. Bases 726 to 3449 code for a protein of 907 amino acids. The transcript is spliced from 14 exons. Gene Ontology annotation, molecular function: RNA binding; mRNA binding; nucleic acid binding. NCBI's taxonomy places the organism in Eukaryota, Viridiplantae, Streptophyta, Magnoliopsida, Brassicales, Brassicaceae. The record is from RefSeq and is marked reviewed.
UAUUAUCAACACAAGAAGAGAAAAAAAAAACAAACAUAAUUCGCCGAUCGAGGAGCAGCCAGGAUCCAACGACUGCAGUCGCGAGUCCGUAAAUGUAUAUAUAUAUCCAUUAAAAAAAGGAAAUUGUAAUCCUAAUCCAACGGUUGAGAUAAAAGCUCACACCGUAACGCUAGAUCCAUGGCAGAAACAGCGUAGCAAAAAUCUUUUUCUUUCUCUCAUUGUUGUUUUGUCUUGUUUCUACCAUUCAUUUUUUUUUCCUUGUUGUUGCGUAAUCCAACUAACCGAAAAAAACCAAACUCUUUCUUUUCUCCAUUUCUCUCUCUCUUGGAGGGAGUGCCGGAAUCUAAUCGGAGUUAUCACCGGAAUUACGGUUUUGCUUCCGUGCAAAGUUUUUACUUGCUCGUUUGGAAUUCACGACGUGUCCGUCAGAGGAAGCAGAAUUUGAAAUUGAAGCACCGAUUCACUUUUUUUUUGUUUUGGAAAUUAUAUAUAGAUAUAAUUCUCUCUGCUGGUUAUGAUGAUGAUUGGAUAGAAAGAAACAAAAAGGAAAGCCAAAGAUAUAAGAAGAACUCUUUCUCUCUCUGUUUCUGUCUCUCUGCUCCUUUUGCCACGUGAAGUUUAGAGAAGAAGAAGGUUUACGAGAUCCGUUUCAGUAAUUUUUAGCUGCUUCAAUUUGCUUUUGGACGAAUUACGAAGAGAAGAAGCACAAUUGAUCUGCUGGAACAAUGCCAUCUGAUAUAUUGGAACCGAGAGGUGUGCCUACACCUUCUCAUUUUCAUGAAGACAUUCGCAUCACUCCUGAGAAACAAUUUGGUUUCAUGAAAAACAAUCCAAUGCCUGAAGGUGGUGUGGAUAGAAGUUCAAAUCUACCGACUAGUUCUUGGACAUCUGACAGUUACCAGCUCUCUCAACAAUCAAGCUUGUCUGGGGCGCUUCCCUCCUUUAUCCCUAAUGGAAGAACAACUACAAAUGAUACUCACUGGGAGAGCAGUCUAUUCUCAAGCUCUCUGUCUGACCUAUUUAGUAGAAAAUUACGACUACCAAGAAGUGAUAAGUUAGCCUUUAUGUCUGCAAACCGCGAGGAAGAACCUUCAGAGUCCUUAGAAGAAAUGGAGGCGCAAACUAUUGGAAAUCUUCUUCCUGAUGAGGAUGAUCUUUUUGCAGAAGUGGUUGGUGAGGGUGUCCAUAAGUCUCGUGCCAAUGGUGGAGAUGAUUUGGAUGAUUGUGACCUAUUCAGCAGUGUUGGUGGCAUGGAACUAGAUGGAGAUGUUUUCUCCUCUGUCAGUCAAAGAGAUGGCAAGAGAGGCAGCAAUGUUUCGACUGUUGCUGAGCAUCCUCAAGGAGAAAUUUUAUCCAGAAUACUUUUUGUUAGGAAUGUGGAUAGCAGCAUUGAAGAUUGCGAGCUGGGGGUCCUUUUUAAGCAAUUUGGAGAUGUUCGGGCUCUUCAUACAGCUGGCAAGAAUCGUGGCUUUAUCAUGGUAUCAUACUAUGAUAUAAGAGCUGCUCAGAAAGCGGCAAGAGCACUCCACGGUAGGCUCUUAAGGGGAAGGAAGCUUGAUAUUCGCUAUUCUAUUCCAAAGGAAAAUCCUAAAGAGAACUCCAGCGAAGGAGCCUUGUGGGUAAAUAAUCUUGAUUCUUCUAUAUCCAAUGAAGAGCUUCACGGUAUAUUCAGUUCAUAUGGAGAAAUUAGAGAGGUUCGUAGAACGAUGCAUGAGAACUCACAAGUUUACAUAGAGUUCUUUGAUGUUCGAAAGGCAAAGGUUGCACUUCAAGGACUAAAUGGACUUGAGGUCGCUGGGAGGCAGCUUAAACUUGCACCAACCUGUCCAGAGGGUACAAGUUUCUGGCCACAGUUCGCUUCAGAUGAUGGUGAGGGGGGUCUACCUAAAAUGGCUUUUAAUAACCUAUCAUCAGCUCACAUGGGGAGACAUUUCCCAGGAAUAUUAGCUUCAACCUCCAUUGAUGGUGGAUCUAUUCGAGGUAUGCACAAUUCUGUUGGGUCACCUAUGAACUCCUUCAUUGAACGUCAUCAGAGUCUCGAUGUUCCUAUUGGUUUGCCACCAUCGGCAAGAGUCAUCUCAGCUAGCAAGCCUGUUGGUCUUCAGGAGUUUGGAAACCCAUUUGAUAAUUCGAAAACGGGGAUCCAAAGUAUGCCAAAUCUCCAUCCUCAUUUUCCUGAUUACCUUGACAACUUUGCAAGCGGUAGUCCAUAUAAAUCCUCUACGACAUUCUCUGAAAUGGUAAGCGAUGGCCAAAAAGCAAAUGAGGGCUUUAUGAUGAGCAAUGUUCGUGGAGUGGGAGUAGAUGGAUUUAAUGGAGGUGUCAUAGGAUCUCCCAUAAAUCAAGGAUCCCAUCGUGGUAACCUCAACUUAUGGAGUAACUCUAACAGUCAGCAACAUAAUCAGUCAAGUGGCAUGAUGUGGCCUAACUCACCAUCUCGCGUCAACGGCGUUCCCUCUCAGCGCAUCCCACCUGUUACUGCAUUCUCUAGAGCAUCUCCUUUAAUGGUGAACAUGGCAUCAUCGCCUGUGCACCACCACAUUGGAUCUGCCCCGGUAUUAAACUCACCUUUUUGGGAUAGAAGACAGGCAUAUGUAGCUGAAUCUCCAGAAUCUUCAGGAUUUCACUUAGGUUCUCCCGGUAGCAUGGGAUUUCCUGGCUCGUCUCCCUCACAUCCAAUGGAUUUUGGUUCUCAUAAGGUUUUUUCUCAUGUCGGUGGGAAUCGCAUGGAGGCCAAUUCAAAAAAUGCUGUAUUACGAUCAUCGCGACAGAUGCCUCACCUCUUUACUGGAAGGAGCCCAAUGCUUUCAGUGUCAGGCUCAUUUGACUUGCCUAAUGAACGAUACAGGAAUCUCUCUCACCGAAGAAGUGAAUCUAACUCUAGUAAUGCUGAAAAGAAACUGUAUGAGCUUGAUGUAGAUCGCAUAUUACGUGGGGAAGACAGUAGAACAACGUUGAUGAUAAAGAACAUUCCUAAUAAGUAUACUUCUAAGAUGCUCCUAGCUGCUAUUGAUGAGUACUGUAAAGGAACAUAUGAUUUUCUUUAUUUGCCAAUUGACUUCAAGAAUAAAUGCAAUGUCGGAUAUGCUUUCAUCAACCUUAUCGAACCUGAAAAUAUUGUUCCGUUUUAUAAGGCAUUCAACGGUAAGAAAUGGGAAAAGUUCAACAGCGAGAAGGUGGCAUCGCUUGCAUAUGGUCGGAUUCAGGGGAAAUCAGCUCUUAUUGCCCAUUUCCAGAACUCAAGUUUGAUGAACGAAGACAAACGUUGCAGGCCUAUUCUCUUCCACACUGCUGGUCCAAAUGCUGGUGAUCAGGAACCAUUUCCAAUGGGUUCAAACAUCCGGUCAAGACCAGGCAAGCAUCGAACAAAUAGCAUCGAGAACUACACCAACUUUAGCAGUAGCUCUGAUAACCGAGACGAACCUGCAAAUGGGAACGACUCCAUGUAACCGAUAAGCCAGACAGUUUUCAUGUCGUAAGCCAGACUAACCCUUUUAGGCGUCUUGUAUCAGAGGUAAAAGAAAAGAGACCCAAAAGAUUAACACAAGGUAAAAUAUAUAUAUAUCGUUGACAACCCCACAGCUCUGUAAAUCCUUGGGGGUGUGGUAAAUUACCUGAGAAAACUCAUUUUGCAGAGGAGAAAGUUUUUGAAGUCUUGGUCCCUUUAAACUCCUUCAGGUUACUUCACAAGUUUUGUUGUAUCACUAAACCUCCCAGAGAAAACCUUGCUUGAUUUUUUUUUCUUUUUGCUUUCUAAGUUUUUAUUUUUCUGUUUUACUUAAAAAAUUGUUGGGUUGUGUCUACAAGGAUCUUUUUCUUUGUACUUUGCAUACAAAUGUAACAACCUAGUACGAUGUGUUCAGUUUCUUCGCCCGUGGCUUGGGACCAUAUAAUAUCAUUUAUGUAAACCCUUUUGAGGGCGAAGUUUUUGGCA